AAAGUGUGUUUUCCUUCCAGUGCCUUUCCGUGAGGCCCCUGCCUACUCCAAGCGCCGGCGGGGUCCGUCCUCUGGCAGCGGAAACGGCCAGUCCCCGUCCUCGCUGUCGGCGCCCCGGGUCCUCCUGCGCUCCAACAGCGACAACAACCUUUCUGUGAGCCAGUACCAGCAGCAGCAGCACGGUUCCCCUGGAAACUGGGCCCCCCAUCUGCAGCAGCACCAGAGCCACCAACAUCGGGCCCCCCAGCAGGGCCACGCGCAGCCUGGCUCCUCCGCUUUGCACCGCAGCCUGUCCCCCCAGCUGGUCCAGCAGAUGCCCAGCGGCAGCCCCAAUGGCAACGUGGUGGUCCGCACUAUGGGGCGGGGGGCCAGGAGCCGCUCCCCCUCCCUCAGUCGGCUGGGCGAGGAGAGCCGGCGGGCUCAGACCGCACAGCGCCAGCCCAGCCCCAGCGGUCACGGCGAGGCGCCCGGCCCCAGGAGGAAGCUGUACAGCGCCGUUCCAGGCAGACACUUCGUGGUGGUUCGCUCUUACUCCGCCCAGGCUGAGGGAGAAAUCAACCUCUACAAAGGCGACAGGGUCAAAGUUCUGAGCAUCGGAGAGGGGGGAUUCUGGGAGGGCAGCGCCCGCGGCCAGGUGGGCUGGUUUCCGGCCGACUGCGUGGAGGAAGUCCCGGCCAAGGCCACCGAGGAAAGGACCUAUUCCCGAGCGGACCGGGCCGACAGACGGAAACUCUUCAGACAUUACACCGUGGGCUCGUACGACAGCUUCGACGCCUCCAGUGACUGCGUGGUGGAUGAGAAGACGGUGGUGCUCCAGAAGAAGGAGAAUGAGGGCUUCGGCUUCGUCCUGCGCGGGGCCAAAGCCGACACGCCCAUCGAGGAGUUCACGCCCACGCCGGCCUUCCCGGCGCUGCAGUACCUGGAGUCGGUGGAUGAGGGCGGUGUGGCCUGGCAGGCGGGGCUCCGGACGGGCGACUUCCUCAUCGAGGUAGGAGCUUCCACAACCGGCUUCCUGGUUACGUCUUCUGCAGGAAAACGGAUGGGUUUGAAUCCUCGCGGUGUCGUAAGCUUCCUGAAGACGAACUUUAGAAGCUCCUGAGCCUUUUGCUUCCGGUCUGUUAAACUGGUCUCUUUAGACAGAGGAGAAUAAUCUGCUGGCAGGUUCUCCUGCCUGUAGAAAUGUGGGAUUGUUCAGAGGUUUAGCAAAGUUUUUUACAUUGUGGUCCAAGUUUGGGUCUGUGUUUUUUUUGUAGUGUUGUUUGCAGCUGGCUGUUGGAGGCCACAGUUAGCAAAGUUAGCAUUAUCAAUGUAAACAUCAGUUUAUUUAGGAGAAGCUGCAUCUACUCAGAGAUUUCUCCACAACCAGCACAUUAAUGAAGCUGAAAACUUUCAAAGACUGUUCCUCUGUGGUGGGUAAACUGGUAUUAAACAUGGAUACAUUUAUGUGUAUUUCUAGUUAAAUAAAUAAAAUGAAAAACAAGUCACUCUUUAAUCAUGAUGAUGAUCCCAUGUGGUCAUAGGUUGACAGAUCACUAGCUGUGUUUCCAUCAAAGAUUUUUUUUAAAUUCGCAUUUUGAACUAAUGAAAAGGUUUGAUAGAAAUUCAAAAUAACUUCCUCAAUUUCACAAAAACAUUUUUUUACUCUCACUUGAGGUUGUAUUGGGCUUUUCUGAAAAAGGCUAAAGUGUAGAUGGAAACAUAUUUGCAGAAUAAAUCCUGAUGUAGCAAAGGCUCCGUCCGCUGGCGCCUUACCAGAGGCACGGCGCUCAGAAAGUCCAAACCUCUGAGCAGGUCUGACGCCAUUUCUCUGAGGUCCAUGCUAGUUUUCAAUUUUUGCUUCUGGUUUAUUAUUCAUGCGAAGCGUUAAUGUCUGAUGAAAUUACGAUUCUGAUUUUUUUUUUCCUAAAUCACUGUCAGAUGUUGUUGCUGUGAAAAUCCUCAAUAAAACUGAGAAAUGUU
Poecilia latipinna (sailfin molly) is the source of this 1959-nucleotide messenger RNA. Its product is annotated as SH3 and multiple ankyrin repeat domains protein 2-like. Lineage: Eukaryota; Metazoa; Chordata; Actinopteri; Cyprinodontiformes; Poeciliidae. The coding region runs from base 314 to 1099 and encodes 261 amino acids. Gene Ontology annotation, molecular function: synaptic receptor adaptor activity; ionotropic glutamate receptor binding. Gene Ontology annotation, cellular component: dendritic spine; postsynaptic membrane; postsynaptic density. The record is from RefSeq and is a predicted model, not a curated record. The transcript has 6 exons.